Xenopus laevis (African clawed frog) is the source of this 1844-nucleotide messenger RNA. It is a transcript of the gene gpr183.S, whose product is annotated as G-protein coupled receptor 183. Bases 257 to 1300 code for a protein of 347 amino acids. The transcript is spliced from 2 exons. The record is from RefSeq and is a predicted model, not a curated record. Lineage: Eukaryota; Metazoa; Chordata; Amphibia; Anura; Pipidae.
AAAAGUGGGAAAAAAUUAUUUAUGUCUACCACAGGAAGAGGAAGCCGCUCUCAAUCUGGUUAGAGUAAUGUGCACACCAAAAUAUUUUCACUCUAACCACACAAGAAAUCACAUUGGUGCAAUUGCUACAGGAAACCAAAAGAUCCACUACUCCAAAUCUAUAUAAUGUUUAAAUGCCUUGCAACCUGCACACUGCUCCCCUCUCAGCACAAAGACAGGACCAGCAUCUGUGACCAAUACCAUUUUUUAUAGCACCAUGGAUUCUGCUUGGACUAAUGUUUCCGCCAGCAAUGGAAGCAGCUGUGAGGUAGACAGUAAUCAGACAAUUGCACAAAUCAUGUUUACUGUGUAUUAUUCUAUAGUAUUAAUCAUUGGAUCCUGUGGAAACAUUCUUGCUCUUCAUCUUACAUUCAAGAGAGGGAAAAAAGUGAACUCAACAGACAUCUAUCUGAUUAACCUGGCUGUGUCUGACGCCCUGUUUACACUUACCCUGCCUGGCAGAAUUACUUAUUACAUCCUCAAUUUCCACUGGCCAUUUGGGGACAGCUUAUGCAGGAUAACUGCCUUCAUAUUUUAUACCAACACAUACGUUGGGAUUUACUUCAUGACUUGUGUGAGUGUUGAUCGUUAUAUUGCUGUGGUACACGCACUCCGGUUUAGCAAAGUCAGAAAAACACGCUAUGUUAAAUACAUAUGUAUUCUGGUUUGGUGUAUUGUGGUCCUCCAAACAAUGCCACUGCUGUUUAGACCAAUGACAAAGAAAAAUAAAAAUAAAGUUACAUGCAUGGAAUAUUUCAACUUUGAAAAUGUCAGUCACCUGCCAGUUCUUCUCUUGCUAGAUUGUAUCUUCGGCUAUGGGACACCAUUUGGCAUCAUUCUCUUCUGCUAUAUGUGCAUUAGCAGGAGACUGCGUGAAGCUGCAAAAAACAACCGUUUAGCAGACAAGAAUGGGCAAUAUAAAAGAGCAUUCAAUGUAAUCAUGAUAGUACUGAUUGCAAUUGUUCUGUGCUUUACUCCAUACCAUGUAAACAUCAUUCAAUUCAUAGUUAGAAGACUCAUUCACCAACCAUCUUGCUUGGAUAAUAAAGCUUUCAAGAUGUCUCUUCAGAUCACUGUCGCACUUAUGAACAUGAAUUGUUGUAUAGAUCCCAUUAUUUACUUUUUUGCAUUUAAAGGAUACAAGAGAAAAUUUUUAGGCUUAUUUAAAAUAUAUGUCUCAGGUCAAUCCGUGUCUAAGACAUAUUCAGAAAACAACAGCACUAGUCAAAAUCAAGGUGGCACCGUCUUAGUAGAGCUGUAGUGCUAUACGGAACCAAGUACAUGUUCAGAACAAGCUAAUGUAGAGUAUACAGCUCACAAAGUGAUAGAAGUAUGUUCAUGCAAAUACCAAAUCACUAUAAAGUAAAAGAAUUCAAAGUAACUUAUUAAAACUACUUCUGUGACAUUAGAAAGCUUUGAAAUGGGUACUCAUCUAUAUACAUUACCCCUAAGGGCCUUGGUGGACAGGGAGAUUUGUCAACCCGCAAUAAAUGCAUGAUUAAGAGCGGCAAAUGCCAAAAAUGCUUCUCCACCGACUAUAAUUGAAAUUGCAGACGGUAACACCUGCAGGUCGCUUUGUUCUUCUGAAGGUGCCUCACGAGAAAGACUUAUUCUUAAUGUGCUAUUAAUGUCUGAAGGGUUGGGUGCUGUUGUGAUCUCUAGUGCUUGCAUGACUCAUUAUAUAGCUAUGACUCAACUAUAAAAUCCAUGCCUCUGCCAAGUUGAGUUAUAAAAUUAAUGAUAAAUGAUUUUUUUUGUUUAUAGAUAAUGAUCACUGCAAUAAACAACUUUUGCUUUCUGAUGUA